This is a messenger RNA of Rubroshorea leprosula, 2205 nucleotides long. The record is from the annotation of a GenBank genome assembly. NCBI's taxonomy places the organism in Eukaryota, Viridiplantae, Streptophyta, Magnoliopsida, Malvales, Dipterocarpaceae.
CAAAGUUUUGUGCAUUUCCCGGACGCAGGAGCAGCAACCGUAGACCCGCGGGAGCAGAAGAUGAGGUACCCAUGGCGUUUGCUUCUCUUGCGGAGCUGCCCUCGCUCACGACUCCCGAUCCUUACCCAGUCCCAGGUACUCUCCGAUUCUGUGAGCUCUUUCUCAUCGCUUCUCCAUACACAGUCCUUUCACAAUGCUUCUUCUCAAUCGUAUUUGUCAAACCCCCAAAAUCGUAAGCUAGCCACGAACAGUUUACUGUUCAUGAACCAUAAAAACCUUAGCUUUCGUAAUUUCUCAUCUGAGCCAGCAGUAGAGCAAAAGGACCCAGAUCAUGCGUUAGAAGCUGUAAUUGAUAUUUUCAAUAAAUAUAGAGAUGGGAAUGAUAUUGCGAAAGAAUUGGAGGUGAAUGCUGUUGUCAUAAGUCAUGAUUUGGUGCUGAAGGUAUUGAGGAAUCUUGAGUCUAAUCCUGAUGUGGCAAGAAGGUUCUUUGAUUGGGUUCUGGAGAGUGAUGGAGAGAGAUUGAGUUCAAAGUCAUAUAAUUUGAUGCUUGGUAUUUUGGGGGUUAAUGGGCUUGUGGAGGAGUUUUGGGUUUUGGUUGAUGCAAUGAAGAAGAAAGGGUAUGGAGUAUCAGGCCGUGUUCGCGAUAAAGUUGCUGAAAUUUUUGAGAAAGAAGGAUUGGACAGUGAUUUGGAGAAGUUGAAGGGAGUGUUUGCAUCAGGGUCUUUGCAUAAUUUAGCAGAGAAGGUUUGCUCUACGGUGGGUAAGAUUGUUAGGAGUGAGGUGUGGGGGGACAAUGUUGAAGGCAGGCUACGUGAUUUGAAUGUUGCAUUUUCAAGUGAUCAGGUGAAAAUGAUACUAGAAAAUCUCGGUGCGCAACCUACAAAAGCACUAAUAUUUUUCAGGUGGGUUGAGGAGAGUGGUUUGGUGAAACAUGAUGAAGGGACUUAUAAUGCUAUGGCAAGGGUUUUAGGGAGAGAAGAUUGCAUUGAUAGGUUUUGGAAAGUUGUUGAUGAGAUGAGGAGUAAGGGAUAUGAAAUGGAAAUGGAGACGUAUGUUAAGGUUUUAGUGUGCUUUUCCAAAAGGAAGAUGAUUAAAGAUGCUGUAGACUUGUAUGAGUACGCAAUGAAUGGUGCAAAUAGACCUUCUGUGCAUUGUUGUACCUUUCUGCUGAGAAAAAUAGCAGUGGCUAAACAAUUAGAUAUGGAACUGUUUUCAAGGGUUUUGCGGAUUUUUACUGAAGGUGGGAAUGUCUUGACAGAUAGUAUGCUUGAUGCAGUUCUCAAAUCUUUAACAAGUGUUGGUAGACUUGGAGAUUGCAACAGAGUUUUACAAGCAAUGGAGGAAGCUGGACUUGUAGCUGGUGGUAAUAUGCAGAGAAAGAUUGCCUUCAGGCUUACUCACACGGGUAAAAAGGAAGAAGCAACUGAGUUUAUGUAUCAUAUUGAAGCAUCAAAUGGUAAUUUAGAUCACAGGGCAUGGGCAUCUUUAAUUGAAGGGCAUUGUCUUGCUGGAGAUCUUGAAAAAGCCUUUGAUUGUUUCCAAAGGAUGGUUGGGAGCAAAGGUGUCUCUCAUGCUGGUUAUCCCUUGGAAUUGUUAAUAAGUGCUUAUUGUGAUAGGAACAGAGCAGUAGAUGCAUGGAAGCUUCUUCGAAAUUAUGUUAAGGAGAAUCAGCUAAAGCCAUGGCAUACUACUUACAAAGUUCUGAUAAGGAAGUUAAUGGUUCAAGGUGGAUUUAAAGAUGCUCUGGGCAUUUUGGGCUUGAUGAAAGCAGAUGGGUUCCCACCUUUUGUGGAUCCAUUCAUCCAGUAUGUAUCAAAAUCUGGAAGUAAUGAAGAUGCCAUGGCUUUUCUCAAGGCCAUGACUUCUAAGAGGUUUCCAUCUACUUCAGUUGUUCUCCGUGUUUUUGAAGCAUUUUUUGAAGCUGCAAGGCAAGAUGAAGCACAAAAUUUGCUGUCUAAAUGCCCACAUUACAUUCGCAACCAUGCAGAUGUUUUGAAUCUUUUCUGCUCCAUGAAAUCAGGUGAAAGUGAAAAUGUUGCUCCAGUGGUUGCUUAGGCUCAUUGGAUUGUAUUAGGUGUUGUACUCUGGUGAGGUUAAUUUAAUGUGGAAGUUUUUCAAAAGUUUUGGCAUGGUAUUCACUCAGUUAACUUAAGGCAGUUUCAUCUUUCAUCAAUGUCAGUUGUCAAAUAAAUUUUAUGGAUUUAA